Bombyx mori (domestic silkworm) is the source of this 4042-nucleotide messenger RNA. RefSeq names its product putative nuclease HARBI1. The record is from RefSeq and is a predicted model, not a curated record. The transcript has 5 exons. Bases 512 to 1654 code for a protein of 380 amino acids. NCBI's taxonomy places the organism in Eukaryota, Metazoa, Arthropoda, Insecta, Lepidoptera, Bombycidae.
CAUCCCAAUACUUCGAAACGAAAUUAGCGUGAAGUGAACGGUCAUUCUCGUCAGACGGCCACACAAUGCAUCUAUCUCACUCAUUCAUUUUUCUUUCAUUCGCUCAUCAACUCAUGAUACAUGUCAUGAGACAAAUGAGUUAAGAUCUAGUGAGUUAGAACUGAGUUACUGAUACAUUCGGAGCUAGUGUGAGUUACGCCCGGUCCCAAUAUCCAAAAAACGAAUCGUUUUAUAUUACGAUCCGUUACAAUAUCUACGAAUCGUAGGACAAAAUAGUUCCUUUAAAAACGACUCGUUUUUAAAAUUACUGAUGACUUGCUACUAACGGAUGGGAGGGCUAACAUAACGGUUCGUACUGCGUUUUGUAUGGAGACUGUUGUCUGUAGUGUUCCUAUAUUAUUUUAGAAAUGUCAGUGAGCUGUCAGAACUACUACGCGUAGAGCAUUUUUUAACCUACCGAUUUUGUUCGGUUGUGCUUUGGAAUUUUUGUGUUUGUGUUUUUUCUUUUAAAAUGUCGAGUUCAGAAAGUGAUAACGAAGUUUUAAUGUUACUGAAUUCAAGCGACGAUUCAAGUGAUGAUACGCGAAGUAAUAGAGUGUAUAAAACAAGAAUCAAUUAUUAUUCAGAGCUCGAUAAUCAGGAGUUUCAACUAAGAUUUCGGCUCGACAAGCAGUCUGUGCAAUUACUGUUAGGUGAAAUUUAUCCUUUUUUAAAGGUAAAAGGAACCAGGAAUCAUGGAAUAUCUCCCUUACAUCAACUGCUAUUAACUUUAAGGUUCUAUGCCUUAGGAACUAUGCUACUAUCAGUAGCAGACUUUAUAGGUGUUUCGAAAGCAUCAGCAUGUCGUACUGUUCGCGACGUCAGUAAUGCUAUAGCACAGCUAUAUAGCAAGUACAUCUACAUGCAUUCCGAUACCGAACAAGACUUUUAUGCUGUUUCAAGAUUCCCACGUGUCCUUGGUGCACUUGAUGGUACACACAUUAGGAUUCAGUCACCAUGUUCUCAGAUUGGAGAAGAAUUUAGAAACCGAAAAGGUUACUUUUCCCUUAAUGUCCAAGCUGUGUGCAAUGCAGAUUUAUUAUUUAUGAAUGUGGUGACUCGUUGGCCAGGUUCAGCUCAUGAUGCCACAAUAUUUAAUAAUUCAGACUUGCGAGCUCAGUGUGAAAAUGGCUCAUUUGGAAAUAAGUGGUUACUUGGAGAUAGUGCUUAUCCCUUGAAGCCAUAUUUAUUAACGCCACUAAUUAACACACAGACACGGGGCGAACAGCUUUAUAAUGAAGCCCAUAUUCGAACAAGAAACUGCAUUGAAAGAUGUUUUGGAGUUUGGAAACGAAGAUUCCCUGUUGUAGCCUUAACAUUGCGCCUGAGCCUUCUAAGAGCCAAUGCAGUGAUUAUAGCUACAGCUGUACUCCACAACAUUUGUCGACUGAAAAAGCUUGAUGAUAUUUCACCAGAAGUAGAAAUUCCUGAGGCAGAUGUGUCACCUACAGAAAGUAGCACUGAGGAAACUUUUAGUACAGAAAGAGCUAAUUUGAUUGCAGAAUAUUUCCAUAAGUUAUUAUUUUGUUAUAUUACUACUUUAAUUUAUAAAAUACUUCCUACCUGUGCACUUACUUAUUCUUAUUUUUUUUUAAUUUCAGUUUAUGAGGAUUGAACUCUUCAGAACAGUAUCUACAAUUAAGUUUGCUUACAAGUUGUAUGGUCUGAAAUUACUAAAUAUGUUUAAGUACCUACACAUAAGAUUUAACUGAUUUGCUUAAAGUUAGGAAGGACAUGCAUUAUGGGCUGUUACUGCAUUUUUUGCUUGGUAUUGUACAGUUUAAACAAUGAUGAAAUAGACGUUAGUUAUAGUCUUCCAGUUGUAGUCAUCCUUCUGAUCCUAAUGUAAUGUCAGGGAGAUUGAUGUUAACCUAUCAUAAAGGUCUGACCAUGAUGUAUGCAAAAUGUAAAAAUUAUUUCCGACCCUUAGGUAGGUUUAUAAUAAUUAUCAGUUAUUAAUAGUAGGUUAAAAUAUUGUAUAUUGAUAUACCUAAAGGAAAUUUUGAUUAAAGGGAAAUGUGAAGGUUUUAUGUCGUGUGAUUUAAUCCUGGUAUGCACAUUCAUUGCUCUACCCCUAAAAUAUAAAUCGCCACAAUACCACCAUAUUUUUAUGUAACAGUAAUAAAUACCGUGUUCUGGUUUAUAGGGCAAAAUGGCAGGUCUUUUGAUAAGCGCUGAUGCUUUUGAGUAAAUAGGCGAUAGUUACUACUAUGCACUUAAUGUGCCAUGAUAUGCUGAUCUGUCUAUAAUUAUAACUAGCAUUUUAAAACAAACUAGGUAGGUAUUUAAAAUUAGUAAAUAAAAUCAAAUAAAUUGAAAAUACAAUUUGUAUCAGCUUUGGCUUAUUUUAACAAUUAAAAAAAAAAAAUUAGUCAAACUUAUUCUAAUUCCUAAUAACAUGGCACUAAAGGGUAAAAAAACUAGUUAAUAUAAAAAAUGGAUAUGGUUAAUAUUAAAAUAAGGCUAAAAAAUUAAAUUUAGAAUUUCAGCUGCUAGUUCUAAGUACUUUUUAAGCACUAUUGUUCUUUGUCUGAAAUUUCUUUCUUUAACAGCUGAAUUUCUAAAUCUAAUUUUUCAGCCUUCUUCUCAUAAUAUUUGGCCAUAGCAAGAUUUAGUUCAAGGCGCCCAUCAUCUCUUGCGUCUUUUUUCUUCUUUGCUGGAAUUGAAAAAGUAAUUUAGAUAAGAACACAUGAAGAGAAAUGUUGAAUUGUCUCAGUACUGGAAUAACUAUUUAUUAUUAUUAUUAUAAUUUUUACUUAAUAUAUAGGUACCUUUGGUUUGCAAGCAUUUAGACAUGCUCUGCAUUCCGAAAAUUUUUUUUGGUGUAUAUGAUAUUUGGUCUUCUAAUUGCACCUCACAUGGUGCUUUUCUUUUACUGUCUGAAAAUAUAUUAUUCAUAAAAAGAAUAAUUAUAUUAUAUAAAUAAAGCAUCAAAAAUCCAUAUUAAUAAUUAAUUAAUUUUACCUCUUUUUGGACUUGGACACAGAACCACAUUCCCUUGAGUUUCAGGUUCACAAUGAUCCGACUGGUUCUGAAGUUCAAGCCCACCGACUUCAAUUCCAGCACCAUACCAACGCCUAAUCCGUCACCACCAAAAGGGACAUCGAACCCAGUGCAGGUCGACCCCAAAAGAGAUGUCACUUUUUCUAACAAUUCAUCUGGUGGGAUGAAGUCAGGUUUUCCACCACCAGUCUGUAUAAAAUAAAAAUUAUACAUAUUAUUUAUUGUAAUUUUUGCAUUAUAAUGUAUAUUAAAUUAAGGCAUAAAACCUGUACUUCGAAAAAUAAUAAUGAUUACCUUUAGACUAUUCAUUCGUACUUUUUGUGCUCUCUUUCGGGCCACCUUUUUCAAAUUGUCCCAUUUUAAUUUGAGCUGUUCCUUCUGCUUGGGGAAGGAGCCACACUUGGCAUUGUAGGCAGCAGUAAGGGCCACCCAUGCUUCUUCUUUGAGUCUGUUGGUAGUGGCGUUGGUUUCCUUGCUCGUAAUUAUAGGACUGCCUUCUAUUAUCUCUAUGAGACAUGCAACUUCAUCCUUGCUCAUAGAUUUUGUAGAUUUCUGCAAGCCACAAGAAAUUGGUAGGUUCCUUUUUACACAAUUAGAAAACAUUUAAUCCACAAUAUUUGAACACGGAUAACUUACCGGAAACACUUCCAUUUUUAGCAGUUUUAUGUAAGUUUAAGCUAAAAAUUAUUUAACAAUAUUAUAAACUAGAUAGUGGACACUAAAAUAAGGUACGUUAGUGUUAUUUUAUCAGUUUGUAAUGAAAUAAACGAACAACAAAGUACGACGCUAACACAAUUUUUUUGGUAUUUUGGCGCGGUCCGGCCGACAUCUGGCGUUUCCUUCAUGGCGUUUUGUUCACUUUACAGUUAAAACUAAAGUAAAUGUUUUUAAAUUGUGAAUGUUCAAAUAAAAUUACAUAUGUGAUGAAUUACAAUUAAUUUAUAUUAUUUUAAAAUAUUUAUGUAAAAAUACUAAUAAAAACUUAUGUAUUUUGAAAAAA